This is a messenger RNA of Suillus clintonianus, 1845 nucleotides long. Its product is annotated as protein serine threonine phosphatase 2C. Gene Ontology annotation, molecular function: protein serine/threonine phosphatase activity. Gene Ontology annotation, biological process: protein dephosphorylation. The transcript is spliced from 4 exons. The record is from RefSeq and is a predicted model, not a curated record. NCBI's taxonomy places the organism in Eukaryota, Fungi, Basidiomycota, Agaricomycetes, Boletales, Suillaceae. The coding region runs from base 99 to 1388 and encodes 429 amino acids.
UGACAACCCGUCAUCCACUAACACUACUCACCUAUAGCUAGGAUCUUCAUCACGCCCCUUCUCGGUACCGUUUCUUACAUACAUCAGCCUGCCUCACCAUGUCCUACAUGUCUUACCCCCAGCGUUCUACGUGGCUUGAAUUUCUUGGUUUCCCUUCAGGCUACGGUCCUUGGACUUAUCGUGCUGUCCCGGAACCUUUGGUCUCAUCCGAGCUUGCACGUCUCGCUUCCGCACAUGUCAUUAACGGUAAGACUACCACGACGAGCUGCGUCUCCCUCCAGCCCAGCCCAGACCCAGAGGAGCGUUCCCAGGACCGCUUUGUUGUCCUGGACUGGGACGGGUGGUCGUUUUCUGCUGUGUUUGAUGGCCACGGAGGAGAAGAGGCUGUAGACUACGUCGUCGAAGAGCUCCCCUUGUUAAUCCACGCAGCUCUUACCAAGGCUCUCACUGAUGCAGGCACCGCACCCCUUGCACCCUCGAUCGUCUCCGCCCUUCUGCAGUCUUCUAUCCAAGCUGUCGAUGACACCCUCACCGACGGAGUCAAACACCUCUUCCCCGACGAAGCAGCCCUCGCCGCCCUCACAGACGAACAAAUCAAGUCCACCAUUAACGGCCCCACAAACCCCAACAAUCUCGCAAUCGUGCGUUGCAUGCGCGGCACGACCGCUCUCGUUUCGCUUGUGGACCCAAAGAAGGAGAACCUCUGGGUAGCCAGUCUCGGAGAUUGUCAGGCUGUACUUGGCACUAAGAAUUCCAAUGGUACAUGGAAUGCAACGAUCCUCAGUGUAAACCACAGCGGCAGGAACCCUGCCGAGGUCGCACGUAUCCGCAAGGAACAUCCAAGCGAACCUGAAUGCAUCAAAUUUGACAGAGUUCUCGGCGCAAUCGCCGUCACACGAGCCAUCGGAGACCAUAUCUUCAAGCUUCCGGUAUCAUACACCCGACGAGUCUUCAUGAACUGCGUUCCCAGCUUUUCCGUCUCUUCCAAACUUGAGGAUUUCCUCCCUCGUAACAAAUCGCCACCCUAUCUGUCCGCUCUCGCCGACAUUAAACACGUCGCUCUACAGCCAUCCACAGCUAACGUAUCUGAAGGAUUCUUGAUUUUGUGCUCAGACGGCCUCGUAGAUCUGUACGAUCAUACGAAUGGACGGAGAGCUACCUUGGAGGAGAUUCUCACACAAUGGGUCCAUAUGCUUGGCGAGCGUAUGGACCGGAAAGGUGCCAAUGUCGGCGAUGAAGCCGACAAGGACAAUGCAGCAUUGGUGCUGCUGAGAUACGCGUUGAUGGGCGGAGGGGCAGAUGACCCAGACCGCCUCGCGCAGAUGCUCACAGUAGAGAUACCCUGGCGGUGGAUGGAUGAUACGACCGCGCUUGUCCAGACCCUGUAAUACUCUAGCGGAGCGCAUCUACGGGCAGUCGGACCGUAGGUGUAGCACUUUGAGCCGUUUGGCCUUAGGUCCUACGCUUGCCUCGAACUGCACAAGGCUUUUCGCGGAUGCCCCGUACUGGCAAUUAGGAGAAAUGAGCUCUACCUUACUAUUAAACAGGGAGAAUCAAAUAAUUUUGGCGCGGAUAAUCUCAAUGUUUUAUCACAACCACGCACCCCUCCCAGGGCUCCCCGGCACCUUCCCACUACCCUACCGAAACUUGAAGAUCGGCGAAACUCCACGUCAUCCAGCUCAUUGUCGGAGCCCUGCCUCAGGACCCAUCCUUGCUCAAAGCAGAAUCCUUUACCCAUCACCAGUAUCGAAAGCGGGUUCGAUGAAAAAGAUGCACCCAAAAGAGUGUCCUCACCCGAGACACCGCAUGUUAACGUGCCCGGUUAUGGUCGAUUACAUGUGCUCA